Hydractinia symbiolongicarpus is the source of this 1916-nucleotide messenger RNA. RefSeq lists its product as uncharacterized. The record is from RefSeq and is a predicted model, not a curated record. Gene Ontology annotation, molecular function: G protein-coupled receptor activity. Gene Ontology annotation, biological process: G protein-coupled receptor signaling pathway. The coding region runs from base 584 to 1531 and encodes 315 amino acids. Gene Ontology annotation, cellular component: plasma membrane. The transcript has 3 exons. Lineage: Eukaryota; Metazoa; Cnidaria; Hydrozoa; Anthoathecata; Hydractiniidae.
UGAAAAGCAACAAAAUAUCUUCAUGGUGUUUUCAAAAUAUAAUUAAAAUCGAUGUGAUAAAAGAAGUAACAGAGAGUGCACUGAAAGAAAAAUUGGAUAAACGUAUCUUUGCGAAUAUAUUUACGAACUACUGAAUUACUAUCCACUCGGUACUUUAUCAAAUAAGGCGAGUGAUGUUUUUUGAUGUUUUUUUAUUAACAAAGAUGCUUAUUCAGGGAACGGGAUGGGCUGUCUCUUAUAAGUAGCAGUGUUGUAAAUUUAGUAAAAAUGUCAUCACUAGUACAUUUUAACUCUUGCAACUUAGCCUCCUAAACUAUAAUCCAUUGUGAUUUUAAUAAUUUUUUUUAUAUUUAUUUAUUUUUUUCUACUUCGUGGUGUUCUUAAAAUAUUAGUUAAAUCAGCGAUAUGAUGGAGAGAGGGAGGAAGAGGACAUUGCAAGAGAAAUUGAGUAAACGUGUUUUACAUAAAUAUUAAAUAGUUUCCUAUCAAGCGAUUCCUUUUUCUUUUACAAUAAAUUUAGAGGGAAUGGUGUGGUCCUUACUUACUAUCGAAACUACUCAAAUGAUUUCUAUUGAUAAAGAUAAUGCACAAAAUUGCGGAGGUAAACCAAGAAAAACUAUCUGGAGAAAACACGACAACAACAAACAUGACGCACUGUGAGUUGCAUACAGAGAUACCAGACUAUCUCACGUACAUUCUGGUGGCUGUUGGCUCUCUCAUCAUAAUUGUAUCUGCUAUCAGUAACAUUAGUUUGCUGAUGUUCAUACGUCAUCAGUAUCGCAACAAUGGCGCCAUGUUCUUCUUCAGAAUUAUACUGGUUAUUUCAAUGCUCAAUGUGGCGAUAGGGCAGCCGUUGGAACUGGUCAAUAUUUUAUGGAAAACAAGACUUUUGCUGGUGGACAUCUUCAGCAAUAUCUUCUUAUUUUUCUCCUUCUCAGCAAUAUACCAUUGCAUUACGUGUCAAACUAUUGUACGAUACUACAAAAUCAAAGGGAUAUCUUUACUGCAAUCACGUCAGAAAAAAACAAUCUUUCUUUUGUGUUUCACAGUAUUCGUAACGGCAAUCAAUUCACCACUCAUUUACAAUAUCUGCCAAAUUAUCAUUGAAAGAAAAAAAUGUCAGACCCAGUCCUCUGCUAUAGUAACGGUCGCCACCAUGGUUACAUGGAUAGUAUACUGCAGUUUGAUAAUUUUCAUUCUGACAAGGAAAGUGAUAAUUUAUUUGAAACAAUACGAAGACUUCAGAAAAAAAAAUUUAUCAAAACAAAGUACCCACACCAUGAAGAGCGCGAAGAGAUUAAAAAUCAUGAAAAAAAUUUGGAUUGCAUUUUCCAUUAUAUGGUUACCCUAUGGUAUUGUGAAUAUAAUCAAAGAACGUAUGAGUACACAAACGUACGAGAGGUUCAACGCAAUCUCAAGAAUCAUAGCAUUUACUUCAUUUAUAGCUUUGCCAGCAGCAUAUUAUGUAACAGACAGACGCUAUGCCACAUAUAUUCAGAAGCAACGACAAAAACUAAAAGCAUUGUUUUAAAACCAAAAUAAGAAUUGUAACGGAAAAAAAAAGUAAUUUGGAGAGAAUACACAAAGUCAAACAGAAAAUAUUAUCAAAAAGUCUCCAAAACAUUGUGAUAUGGGUUUUUUACAUUCCGUCUUAAUACAGCAAAGAAAAAUGAUUUCAAAAGGUCUAAGAAGAAACAUAGGGAUAAUUUUGUUGUAACCCGGUGCAUAAAGUUUUGGUAUGCUAAAAAAAGCUGUGAGAACAAGAUUACAAACUUUUAAUUUGAUACAGAACUUGUUUAAAUAAUUCCAUGUUUUACUUUUUUUACUUAAUUGUAUAAAUGAAUUAGUUGUUUAACGUCAAUGUGUAAAAUUGAAAAAUAAUGAAAAAAAAUGCUGUAUCUCUUAGAUUUCCAAUA